This is a messenger RNA of Lachnellula hyalina, 1302 nucleotides long. RefSeq names its product Ferrochelatase, mitochondrial (gene fech). The record is from RefSeq and is a predicted model, not a curated record. Gene Ontology annotation, molecular function: protoporphyrin ferrochelatase activity. Lineage: Eukaryota; Fungi; Ascomycota; Leotiomycetes; Helotiales; Lachnaceae. Gene Ontology annotation, biological process: heme biosynthetic process. The coding region runs from base 1 to 1302 and encodes 433 amino acids. The transcript is spliced from 3 exons.
AUGGCUUUCCGAACCCCCAUAAGCCAGCUCACCAAAAGAGCGUCACAGUCAACAAUAUCCAGAUUGACAAGUACGCCAUCAACUGCAUUAUGGCAAAGGGCCAAUGCAAAUCAAUUACGGUCUCUUGCGACACACGUACCGCCAGUAACGCAAGAUGCUACGAGCUCGAAGGGUCCCACGGCUAUGGUUUUUAUGAACAUGGGAGGUCCAUCCACAACGGAUGAAGUUGGGGGUUUCUUGAGCAGACUCUUUGCAGACGGCGACUUAAUUCCUCUCGGCCCACUUCAAAACUACCUUGGCGCCUUCAUCUCUAAGCGUCGAACCCCCAAGAUCCAGAAACAAUACGCCGCAAUUGGUGGCGGCUCGCCCAUUCGAAAAUGGUCCGAAUAUCAAGCAGCAGAGAUGUGCAAGAUUCUCGACAAGACCUCACCAGAAACUGCACCCCAUCUACCCUACGUCGCAUUCAGAUACGCGAAUCCUUUGACAGAAGAAAUGUAUAAUAAGUUGCUGGCAGAUGGAUUUGGUGGUGGCAAGGGAGGCAGGGCUGUAGCUUUCACGCAAUACCCACAAUACAGUUGUUCUACGACUGGGAGCAGUCUGAACGAGUUGUGGAAGUGGAGACAAAGAUUAGAAGGGAAGAGCGAUGCUGCCAAGGCUGGCGACAAUGAUGGGACAAUCAAUUGGAGUGUGAUCGAUCGAUGGCCAUCGCAUCCUGGAUUGAUUGAUGCAAUUGCACUUAAUAUUGAAGCAAAACUCGCUGAAUAUUCCGAAGAACAACGGAAAGAUGUGGUGCUCUUGUUUUCGGCACACAGCCUGCCAAUGUCUGUGGUAAACAGAGGUGACCCAUAUCCUGCGGAAGUUGCUGCCACAGUUGCAGCUGUAAUGACCAGAUUAGGUCAUUCUCACCCUUACCGUCUUGUAUGGCAAUCGCAAGUCGGACCUAGUGCUUGGCUUGGAGCUCAAACCAGUGACACUGUUGAGAACUACAUUGCAAAGGGUCAGAAGAACUUGAUUCUUAUUCCAGUGGCAUUCACAUCGGACCACAUUGAGACGUUGUACGAGUUAGAUGAAGAAGUAAUCGGCGAAUCCGGACACAAAGACACGAUCAAGAGAUCCGAGAGUUUAAAUGGCCACCCUGUGUUCAUUGAAGCUUUGGCUGAUAUUGCGAAAAAGCAUCUGGAUAGUGGGGUAGUUGCAAGCAAGCAGAUGGGGUUGAGAUGUCCUGGGUGUAAGAGUGAAAGGUGUGCGGAAAGCAAGAAGUUCUUUCUGGGACAAGGGAAAGGAGAGACAUUCGCUGUAUGA